This is a messenger RNA of Colletotrichum karsti, 1350 nucleotides long. Its product is annotated as prephenate dehydrogenase. Gene Ontology annotation, biological process: L-tyrosine biosynthetic process. NCBI's taxonomy places the organism in Eukaryota, Fungi, Ascomycota, Sordariomycetes, Glomerellales, Glomerellaceae. Gene Ontology annotation, molecular function: prephenate dehydrogenase (NADP+) activity; prephenate dehydrogenase (NAD+) activity; NAD+ binding. The record is from RefSeq and is a predicted model, not a curated record. The transcript has 4 exons. Bases 1 to 1350 code for a protein of 449 amino acids.
AUGGCAUCUUCCUCUACUCCCACCACGCCUCAGAGCAUUCCUGCCGAGAUGGAAAAUUUUGUGGUCGGCCUCAUCGGCAUGGGAGACAUGGGGAAGAUGUACGCGCAGAGGCUCUCUGCCGCUGGAUGGAAGAUAAUGGCGUGUGACCAGGAGGACAAGUACGAGAGCCUGAAAGAAGAGUUCUCCGGAAACAACAAUAUACAAAUUUGCCGAAAUGGCCAUUACGUCUCUCGCGCCAGCGACUACAUCAUCUACAGCGUUGAAGCCGCCGCUAUUGACCGCGUGAUCGCCCAGUACGGCCCAUCAACGAAGCUCGGCGCCAUCGUAGGCGGCCAAACAUCCUGCAAAGACCCCGAGAUCACCGCCUUCGAGCGCCACCUGCCCUCCGACGUCGACAUCGUGUCCUGCCACUCCCUCCACGGCCCCAACGUCGACCCGCGCAACCAGCCCCUCGUCAUCAUCGCCCACCGCGCCUCCCCGGCCGCCGUCGCAAAGGUCGAGACCGUCCUCUCCGUUCUCGGCUCCAAGCACGUCUACCUCACCGCGCACGAGCACGACCGCAUCACCGCCGACACCCAGGCCGUCACGCACGCCGCCUUCCUCUCCAUGGGCAAGGCCUGGCACGCCAACACCCAGUUCCCCUGGGAGAUGUCGCGGUACGUCGGCGGCGUCGAGAACGUCAAGAUCAACAUCAUGCUGCGCAUCUACUCGCAGAAGUGGCACGUCUACGCCGGCCUCGCCAUCCUCAACCCCGAGGCCCGCAAGCAGAUCUCGCAGUUCGCGCGCUCCGUCACGGACCUGUACAAGCUCAUGCUCGAGGGCGACCUGGAGGCGCUGCGGGCGCGGGUGCUGGCGGCCAAGGAGAAGGUGUUCGGGCACGACGGCAGCCCCAAGUGGGCGGACCGGCCGCUGCUGAACCCGGACCUGCUGGAGCGGUUCUCGCUGGGGCGCAAGGAGGACCAGACGGAGCCGCCGCGGGCGAACAACCACCUGAGCCUGCUGGCCAUGGUGGACUGCUGGGCGGAGCUCGGGAUCGUGCCGUACGACCACAUGAUCUGCUCGACGCCGCUGUUCCGGCUGUGGCUGGGCGUGGCGGAGCACCUCUUCCGCAGCAAGGAGAUGCUGGACGACGCGCUGAGGACCGCCGUCGAGGACCACACGUACCGGUCCGACGACCUGGAGUUCACGUUUGCUGCGAGGGGCUGGGCGGAGUGUGUUAGCCUGGGGCACUUUGAGACGUGGAAGAAUCGGUUCGAGACGACGCAGCAGUUCUUCCAGCCGAGGUUCAAGGACGCUGUCGCUGUGGGUAAUGCCAUGAUGAAGGCUGUGCUGGAGAGUACGAAGAACUGA